Messenger RNA from Gamsiella multidivaricata, 903 nucleotides. RefSeq lists its product as uncharacterized. NCBI's taxonomy places the organism in Eukaryota, Fungi, Mortierellomycota, Mortierellomycetes, Mortierellales, Mortierellaceae. The record is from RefSeq and is a predicted model, not a curated record. The coding region runs from base 141 to 863 and encodes 240 amino acids. The transcript is spliced from 3 exons.
UACCUGGAGAAUGUUGUAAGUUAUUCGUUUUUUACUGCUGGCUCAGUCUUUUAAAAAAAAAUAUGUCAAAUGUUGACAUUAUCAUAUUACUCCAUUCUUCUGCUUAGGCGGAUCUCCCCUGGGUCUUCGUCUCUGGCGCCAUGGGUUUCUACCUCGUCGGCAUCAUCUACGCCACACCGGCAUCCUUCUCGAGCCAUGGCACCUUUUUCAACAAGAAGCGCCGCUCUAACGAAUUCGACAGCCUCAGCAGUCGUUCUUCCUUACAUCGUCUCGGGGACAAGAACGAGGGUCGCCAUGUCAUAGAGCCGAAACGCAUCUAUCUUCCAAAACCCAUGGUCCUGAACUUCACACUGCUAGGCAUGAUUGUCCUGCCAUUGAUUGUGAACCAGAUCUUGGCAUUGUUUGCGGGUGCGUCUUUUGACCGCGGAGACAUAAAGGUGUAUGGUUCACUGAUUGCGGCCAUGUAUGGCGUCUGGACCUUUAUAGUCGGCGUUAUUUUUGUCCUUUAUCUCUUUUUCGGAAAGCAGUUGUUAACGAUCAUCUCCUCCAAUAUGGCCUUGAUCAACGAGAGCUCUGGUCGGAUUUCCACGCCUGUCGGGAACAACAACAACAACACCGAAUACGAGGACCAUGAACGCCAGCUGAACACCCUCAAAUCGACCUAUCAGCGCAUGCGCGCUAUACUGAUCCUCUGCGGCAGUCUCUCAUUCCUCAUGGGUCUGAUGAUGCUAUUCUUUGCAACCUUCAGGAAGCAGAUCUUGAAUAGCCACGUUGCUAGCGAGGCCUUUGCACUGAUUUGGGUCCAUGGCGCUAGCGUGGCAUUAGGGUGCUCAUUGAUCUUUAUCCUAUUCCGAAAGGCCUAAAGAGAAGUCGACAUUUGAGGGCCUUUUGUUGUUCAUUGUU